Messenger RNA from Guyanagaster necrorhizus, 1396 nucleotides. RefSeq lists its product as uncharacterized. The annotation marks the transcript as partial. Lineage: Eukaryota; Fungi; Basidiomycota; Agaricomycetes; Agaricales; Physalacriaceae. The record is from RefSeq and is a predicted model, not a curated record. The transcript has a single exon.
UAUGCUGGGUCAAGUUGGCCCAUCUUUAUCAGAUAGAGGUCGCCUGCGUUCUUCACAUGAAACUUGUAACCAGACCCGUACUGCGCUGUUGGACUUUGGGGGGGGAGGCAAUGAUGGUACAAUCCCCAGUGGUAGGUUCCCGGCUCUGUUGGGCGAACGAACAGAAUGCACCGAGCGGUAUAUUCGCCAUGGUUUCGAAAACCCGACGACACAGGAGUGCGGUCAUCGGUCCGAAGAUCCGGUAAGGGAUGACAUCAACUGCGCCCCUUUAAUGGACGCCCCCUGCGACUUUCCCACCAUGCAAGACGAGGUACCCAACUACGGCUCAGCGUCCGUGACGCUCGAAUGCGUACCAGAGCACCACAUUCUAAUCACUGAAGGGAAUGAAUUUGAUGAUCCCGCGCACUACAGCCGUCACGUUCGUCUAUAUACUCUGCUCGUACCAGUAGCGACGCUCUGCGCCUUUGCACUCAGCCUCAUUCCGUUAUUGGUCCUUCCACUUCCCAAAAAUAACCAGCAUUCCGAACUUCCGUUUCCUGUACCCGAAAUUCUCAUUUCUGUAGCACUCUGCUCAGUGUCGUACCACCUCCCCGAGAGCACAGACAUACUGUUCUGGGCCACCGUGCGCUCCGGGCUCAUUUUCAUCGCUCCGACGCUUCUGGGUGUACUUCACCAAGCGGAUUACGCCAUACCCACCAUUCGAGACCCUGCAUUUGUGCGAGUCUGGGUUGUGGGGCUGGCAUGGGCGGCGACCGACGCUUUUGUGGGUAUACGAAGUGCUUACAGGUCGUUUAGCCUGUACUCGCCGUUGGAGGAGAGGGAGCAGGAGGAGCUGCUGAGCAGACAGGAGGAGGAUGGGUCCAGCUCGGUGUCGACGUCGUUUUCCCUCCUCUCGCACCUUCGAGCGCGAGCCGAGCUCGAAGAAGCGAUAGGAGAACCAUUUAUUGAGAUCCCGUUAUUCGUGUUCGUGCUCCAGCGCGUCGGGUCCCUGCUGUUUUCGCUGGGAACGGCACUGUUCUUGACGGCGUCUCUGUACUCGUAUGCGCCUCACCCUACGUCCGUGCUCGUGUGGUGGUGGACGUUCCCAUUGGUGAUAGUUCUGCAGGCUGCGGCGCAGGGCUUUCAAAGACCGCACGUAAAAGUCUAUGUUGGUAUGGUCAUCGGAUUGGGCAUAUUCUUUGCGGGGUUGGGGGUAUGGGGAGCGCUGGAAUGAGUGAGGAUACCACAGGGAUAGUAAUACCAUCACGAUCUCGAAAUCUGUGCUCUUUUUUAUGUGAUUGUGUGGACAUUUGGACAUUUGACUGUAUCUUGUAUUUUGUACUAUUACCUCUGAAGUCUGAAAAGUUCAGGCUUAUGAAAAGAUUGGAGACAGAGUGAAAGGCGUAAUCCUAUUUGC